AUGGCCAACCCCAGAAUCGAGGAGCUCCCCGACGAGGAGACUCAGCGACCUACCGUUGAGGAGCAGGAGGACAGCAGCGACGAGUCCGAUGCUGAGGAUGGUGAGGCCAACCUGCCCGCUGGCUCUACCGCUGUAAUCCACAACCGCAACGAGAAGAAGGCUCGCAAGGCUAUUGAGAAGCUGCAUCUUACCCGUGUCCCUGGUAUCACCCGUGUCACUCUCCGACGCCCCAAGAACAUCCUCUUUGUCAUCAACAACCCCGAGGUUUACAAGUCCCCCAACAGCAACACCUACAUUGUUUUCGGCGAGGCUAAGAUCGAGGAUGUCAAUGCCACCGCUCAGCAGGCCGCUGCUGCUCAGAUGGCCGCCGCUAAUGCCGAGGCCGAGCACGCUGGCCACAACCACGGUGAGCCCAGCAAGGCUGCUGAAUCCGGCGAGGCUAAGAAGGACGACGACGACGACGAUGGUGAGGAGGUCGAUGCUGAAGGUCUUGAGGAUAAGGAUAUUGAGCUUGUCAUGACCCAGGCCAACGUCAGUCGCAAGAAGGCCAUAAAGGCCCUGAAAGAGAAUGACAAUGAUAUUGUCAACUCCAUCAUGGCCUUGACAUCACUGGAUUUGGUUCCAAAUGAUUCUAAUUGGUUUGGUCUUGUGAAAUGGCUCAUAUUUGAUGUUGCGUUGUUGCCAACUAAACCAGAAAUGCUAAAUUCAUUAACACUGCUACGCAAUGUGUUGUCCAAUCCCUCACUGAACCGGCUAACUGGACCGCGAACCGUUAGUCACGAAGAGCAUCACGUGACUAAACCGCCAGCAAUCCUGGUCGGACCAGUUCGGCACGGCAAAUCAUUAGCAUCACCACACUCGCUCUCCGCUCCAAGAGACACCCCCCGAAACAUAAGCAAAAUGGCGGCCACGCGAAGCGCAGCUCUCAAGAUCGACUGGGUAAAGGUCACCAGCUCGCUGGGCCUUCGCGGUCAGACAGUCGCCUCCCUCCAGGCCUUCAAGAAGAGAAACGAAGACGCUCGCCGCAAGGUUCAGCAGCUGUCCGAGCAGCCUACGACGGUCGACUUUGCCGCCUACCGAUCUACCCUCAAGAAUCAGGCCAUCGUCGACGAGAUUGAGAAGCGCUUCAAAGCCUUCAAGCCCGUCACCUACGACGUCAGCCGCCAGCUCAAGGCCAUUGACGCCUUCGAGGUUGAGGCCAUCAAGAACGCCGAGGCCACCAAGCAGGCUGUUGAUCUCGAGCUCAAGGAUCUCGCUGCCACUUUGAAGAACAUUGAGGAGGCCCGUCCCUUCGAGGACCUCACUGUCGACGAAGUUGCUGCCGCCGAGAAGUCCAUCGACGAGAAGACCACCCAGCUCAUUUCCAAGGGCAGAUGGAUGGUGCCUGGAUACAAGGAGAAGUUCGGCGACCUCGCGCUGGUGUAA
Messenger RNA from Metarhizium acridum CQMa 102, 1425 nucleotides. RefSeq names its product GAL4 enhancer protein. Gene Ontology annotation, biological process: proton motive force-driven ATP synthesis. Lineage: Eukaryota; Fungi; Ascomycota; Sordariomycetes; Hypocreales; Clavicipitaceae. Gene Ontology annotation, molecular function: proton-transporting ATP synthase activity, rotational mechanism. The record is from RefSeq and is a predicted model, not a curated record.